This is a messenger RNA of Teleopsis dalmanni, 5292 nucleotides long. RefSeq names its product activated Cdc42 kinase-like (gene Ack-like). Gene Ontology annotation, biological process: protein phosphorylation. The coding region runs from base 299 to 4774 and encodes 1491 amino acids. NCBI's taxonomy places the organism in Eukaryota, Metazoa, Arthropoda, Insecta, Diptera, Diopsidae. The record is from RefSeq and is a predicted model, not a curated record. Gene Ontology annotation, molecular function: protein binding; protein tyrosine kinase activity; ATP binding. The transcript is spliced from 11 exons.
GCGUGAACUGCAUUUGUUAGGAAAAAUGCAAAGUUUUGUGCGUACAAGUGCUUUUUAUAAAUAAAAAAUAAAAUAAAUAAAGUGCAUUUAGCAUUUCUAAUGCAUUAAGAAAUAUAUUUGUGAAAAAUGUUUGGAAAAUAGUGUUAUAUUAAUAACAUCCGGUCUCCGUAUGAAAAAAUUCAACGCAAAUAUUUUACACAAAAAGAGAAAAGCAAAAUAGUGGAAAAAAAAAUUAAAACCCAAAUUAAAUGAUUGUCGUGAAUUAAGUAGUAUAUCCCGGUAGUUUUGGGACAAAAAAAUGGAAUAUCCACAAAUAGACUUAUAUAAAUUCCUAACCGAGUCCGAACUGCAACAUUAUUACAAUGCCAUCAAAAAUGAACUGAAAAUUACUAACGCUACACAGUUUAAGUAUGCUACUGAUGAGGACUUAAAAAAUAUUGGACUUUCUCGACCUGAAAUACGCAGACUAAGAAAAUUUUAUGAAAAAUAUUUUCCUCAUGGUUACUUAAGUAAAAUAAAACGCUUACUGCAAGCACCGACUUCAAUUGUAAAGAGAGAUGAUGGAAACUCAAAUUCCACACAGUUGGCGAAUCAAUCGCCCGAGGUUCAGUCUACAAAUAAAACUGUCCAGUCACCUAGCAAAGCACCAAAUAACAAACAUAUUAUACCAGCUGAUUCCAUAAGUGUGAAUAAACAACUCGGAACCGGCGAGUUUGGCAUUGUGCAACAAGGUGUCUGGACUAAUGGUACAGAGAGAAUACAAGUUGCCAUAAAAUGCCUCUGCCGACAACGUAUGCAGUCCAAUCCGAUGGAAUUUUUAAAGGAAGCUGCAAUAAUGCACUCUAUCGAGCACGAAAAUAUUGUACGUUUAUAUGGAGUUGUACUGGAUACAGAUUCGCUUAUGUUGGUUACAGAACUCGCACAUCUACGCUCAUUACUGGAAUGUCUCAAAGAUUCGGGCUUACGUGUUAGUUUUUUAACAAUUCCUACACUAUGUGAAUUUGCUAUGCAAAUAUGUAAUGGUAUGAGAUAUUUAGAAAACAAGCGUCUAAUACACAGAGACUUGGCUGCGCGCAAUAUUUUAGUUUUUAGUAAGAACAAGGUAAAAAUAUCUGAUUUUGGUUUGUCUCGCGCACUUGGUGUUGGGAAGGAUUACUACAAAACAAAUUUCAAUGUAAAUUUAAAGCUGCCAAUAGCUUGGUGUGCACCAGAGAGCAUAAAUUAUUUACGUUUUACCAACGCAUCUGAUGUUUGGGCAUAUGGUGUUUGUCUUUGGGAAAUGUUUUCUUAUGGAUUUCAGCCAUGGCCUGCCUUAACGGGCAUGCAAAUUUUGGAAGCAAUCGAUGGACCCAAUUAUCAGCGACUUGAACAACCCGAUUGUUGUCCACAAGAGUAUUAUACGCUCAUGAUGAAAUGUUGGCAAGAUGAUGCAAUGAAACGGCCAAAAUUUAGCGAAAUCUAUGAAAUAUUACCCGAUAUGAAACCCGAACAAUUAAAAGCAGUUGUGAAUAAUUGUGAAUCUAAAAAGGAUCAUUUGGAAUACCGUCAAGGCGAUAUAAUUACUGUAUUGGAUCGAAACACUGGUACACCCUUUUGGAAAGGUGUUUUGAUUAGUGGUAAAACAGGAUUUUUCAACCCAUCAAAUACUGUAGCGUAUCUUGAAGGCUUACCAACAAUGAACAGAGAUUCGUUUUGUCGUGUAAGUGAACGUAGUAGCAAACGAAAAUUAAGAACUGAAAUGAUAUCCAAACCACAGAACGACUUGAAACACACCGGCCAUGUUGGAAUUGAUGGAGCAUCUUUCGGUGAUGUCGCAUUCUUGGGCAAUUCACAAAAUUAUAAUCACGUACCACGUCAAAUUGUUACGCCAUAUAAACCUUCUGAAGAUAUUGAACAAACACCAUUAUUAUUGCCACCAACACCUACAAGUCCUGACUCUCUACAAACUGCUAGUGGUUAUUUUCCAGAAGGUGCAAAUGUUACCUCUUCAAAUCCUACAUUUAUAUCUUCUGCUGAAAAUACACCAAAAAAUUUCUCAAAUACUUCUCAAUCCUCAUUUGAAUUUCCCGGUCAACAAUUAGUAUUGGGUCCUACAGUCAAUGUCUCCACAAAUCCAUUUGCAAGUAAGAAUGAUGAUGAAGUAAAUAUGUCGGCAGCAUAUGCCAUGCAAAACAAUCAAUACAGUAAUGACAGCAAAAUGUUUGCAAACGAAAUUGAAGUUCUGACAUCAAGUCAGGCUGGAAUAUCUGGUAGACCAUCGUCCAGAAGUAAUUCUGAAGAUCCACAUGUAUAUCAUGAGAUAUCAGAUGAUGAAAUGGUAGCGGACAAAUUAGAUUUUGGUCCUUCAUUAUUGGCUGAAAUAAAUUCAAUGUUUGGCUCAAUGAGCGCAACAUCAAGUCAACCAAAAUCUCCAGAUUUUGAGCAUGUUAACAUAAAAAACGAAUUUACAGAAAUCUCUACUAAAUUAGUACGUAAAAAUAGUGCUGGGGAUGCUAAUGGCAACAAAUUUGGUAUUGGUUCUAUGAAGAAAAAAACAGCUGGAACUGUUAAGCAAAUAUCAGUGAAAGAUGAAAAAAUACUUAAUCAAGCAAUCGAAAUAGCAAAUGAAAUGAGUGCGAGGUCCAUGAUUGAUUUGGGUGCUGAUCCAGCAAUAUCAGCACAAAGUCCGAAAAGAAAGUUCAGUUUUCGCUUUCCUCAUUUGUCGAACAAUGGCUCCAAUGAUAAAUCAAAUAGUAAUGGAUCGCCAAAUCAUGCUGGUGGCGGUGUUAACAAUGGCUUACACACUGGCAUUUCUUCUCCAUAUUCGAAAAAGAAGAACUUCACUGAAGAACUGAAGAGUAUACCAGACUUACAGCGCUUCCGAUCUUUAAAUGAGAUUAAAAACUAUAAUAAUGCUGACAUACGUAUACCACUUUUUGAUAAAAAGAGUUCAGAUUUUUGUUUUGAAAAAUCUCGUGAAAUUCUCACUCGUCCAUUAAGUUUUGAUCCACCACCAGGUUUGAGUAACACGACAAAUGAAAAGAAACGUGACCGAAAGAGUAUCUCUGAAAAUAUAAUGGAUAUAGAAAAUACAUUGAAGGCUUUAAAUCAGGAUUUUAUGUAUACCUACACUGAACUUAAUAAAACCGAUUCCGAUGAAACUAUAUUGAAUGAGCAGUUUUCCAGUAUAGUUUCAUCAAUUGAUGAAGAAAUCAGCAGUGCUACUGGUAGCCUCAGAUCUGCUGUUUACAAUUACAGUAAUGGUGUACAGACAAUGUUUGAUUUCAAUGCUGCUACCAAUCAUAUCGACAAGCACCUACAAUACAUGAACGCUCAGAGUCAAAAUCAAUCAGUUUGUGAUACAACUUUAGAUCAGAAAUUGAUUGAAGACAAACGUUCUAGUACACCAGAUACAGGAUUUGCUUCGCGCGAUACUAAUAUUUCGUUAUCUCGACGUAGUAGUCAAAAAUCGAGUUAUAGUCCGCAAGAAAACUUUUUUAAUCCAAAGGACUUGCAUAUUGCGUCGAGUGGUUACACAGGACUAAGAGAGGAAAAUACAUUAUCUAGCGAAAGAUUUUGUACAAAAUAUAAUGCCUUGUCUGCUUCACCUAAUAAGACUGCUGAACAUGUCAGCAAUAACUCAGUUUACUCGCCCAGAGAAUUGAAAAUUGACACCGAACAAUUUAAAAAUAAGAGCUACCGACAACGCUCUAUGUCUUUUACUGAUCAUUUUAAUCCCAUAUCUCCUGUGAUGUCUGAGCCGCAACAACGUGUUAAACGACAAUCGACAAAUAUUAAAAACUCGCAAUCUAAUUCAAAUGGGCAGCCAACUAGACGAUCAGCUUCCUACAAACCGCGAUCCAUACGUGCACGCACUCUACGUCGACUUAGUUAUAAUCCAAUUAUUUUAGAUUCCAGCAGUUCCAGCGAUGGGGAAAGCGAUUGUAAUCGCAGCGUUGCACGCUCUGAAUGUGACAUACGUACUCGUGUUUCCGUAUUAUAUCGUCGACGUCGUCAGGGUAUUGGCCAUAAAACACUCUCGUCGUGUAAUGACGAUCACGAAGCUAUUGUUGCUUCUAACAAAUUAUAUGGCUCUAAUGCUAGCAUAAAAUCCGCUCCUCAUUACAACUAUGGCGGUCGCAUGGGAUCAUAUCGAAACUAUCCCCGAAAUAUGUUUGACCAAUUAGCUUACGAAGAUAAGAUAUACGAUUUUGGUGGUCGAGGACCAGGUAAUAACUACGGUGUCACUGCUACAACAAAUCAAAACAUAAUUAAACCACCUAAAACUUUUACUGUUAAUGGAAGUUGCGCUGGUUCGGGCUCAGGUUCAUCUUCGGCAACAUCAACAGCUGCACCGUUUAGUGCUAGCACACGUAGUGCUAUAUUCCAUGAAUUUGAUGUUAGCAGAUUAACUGGAAAGAGUCCCACAUCUAAUUUCGUCAACUCCUCUCCAGAAGAAAGAAAUUCCAGACAGUCUAAAGGACCAAAUGCAACUCCUCCAACUACGCUCCCACUGCCAUUGUUAAAUCAUACAACAAAUGCAAAUACUGCCAAUACUUCAAAAUUGCAAACAGAAUUCCAUUGGCCAGAAAAAAUUCAUGGUUCCACCGUUAAGCAAAACGAUAUGUUCUGGCGGCAACAGCAAAGAGAUGUUGACGCUCAAAGCGCAUUUCUACGUAAUUUACAAACCGUCGAUCAUAUACACACUAGUGACAGUUCUUCCACUGAAAGUGGUGAUGAGUUCGUCUACCGCAGCGAAUUCAUACCACACGUUCCACCGAGUCCCGCCCCAUAACUAAGAAAAAUGCUGAAAUAUUUACUCAAUUUGCUUUUCGGAAAUGUUAUGUCGAGCGAUUAGAAAGCUUCAGAGAUAAAGUCAGAGAAUUAUGCAGUUCUUACAAAGGAUACGAAAGAUAUGAAUGAUAUGAAAUGAAUACGACGGUGGAAUAUGCGAGUGAAUUGACUUACUUAAUUGUGUUUUGUUUGGAAUGUAGACGAACCUUUAGUAAAUAACAUACCGUACAGGAAAGGCUGACCUCAAUAGAAAAUGUGUCGAAAAGUAAAUUGAACAAAUAUUUACAGCAUUAGAAACUAUAAAAAAUAGAAAACAAUAAAAUCAAGAAACAACAACAAUACAUUUGUUGGGAGUGCCUUACAAAAAUUCCCCACUCAUCAAGUUGUGCAAUGUAGUAAAAUUUUCGCUCUUCUCCUCAACUCCUCAAGUCCUCAAAUUUAGCUAUUUUACAAUGCGUUAACGUAGAAUUGAUAGAUAAUGGUUAUUGAUAAAUUGAUAAAUUGAUAAAUUGUCAUGUU